Saccostrea cuccullata (small rock oyster) is the source of this 947-nucleotide messenger RNA. Its product is annotated as N-acetylated-alpha-linked acidic dipeptidase 2-like. Lineage: Eukaryota; Metazoa; Mollusca; Bivalvia; Ostreida; Ostreidae. The coding region runs from base 101 to 922 and encodes 273 amino acids. The transcript is spliced from 9 exons. The record is from RefSeq and is a predicted model, not a curated record. Gene Ontology annotation, molecular function: carboxypeptidase activity.
AAUAAACUACGCUUACAGAGUGGAAUAGUCAGAUAUUGAAAACUUUAGAAUUCCAGCUCAACCUAUAAGUUAUGGAGAUGCCCUUCCAAUAUUGAGAGAAAUGGCCGGGGAAGAGGUCCCGCCUGAUUGGAGAGGAGCCCUUCCUAUAACGUAUAGAUUAGGACCAGGAUUCAGAAAUUCUAGUCUGAGAAUUCGUGUAGAGGUCAAUAACUUUGAAGAGAGAAGAAUAGUUGAAAAUGUUAUUGGCUACAUCAAAGGCGCAAAAGAACCAGACAGAUAUAUUUUACUCGGUAACCAUCACGAUGCGUGGGUGUUUGGUGCCAUUGAUCCACUCUCAGGGACUGCCGUUAUGACGGAACUUAUACGGGUAUUCGGAGAGAUGCUAAAAUCUGGUACUCGACCUGACCGCACCAUUGUGUUCUGUGCCUGGGGAGCGGAGGAACAUGGCUUAAUAGGAUCCAAUGAGUGGGUUGAGGAGUACAUGAAAGUGCUAUAUGAGCGAGCUGUUGCUUACCUGAAUGUUGACUACGCAGUAGAUUACAACUAUGUCUUGACUGCUGGAACCAGUCCACUUCUGCAGGAUUCUCUAUAUGAAGCUACUAAAAUGGUUCCUAAUCCAGACACUAGUAGUCGCGAUAAAACUGUGUAUGAUGCCUGGAAAAUAAGAGACGGUUCAGAUGAUGUGGAACCAAGCGUUUAUUAUUCCCUGGGCUCUGGUAGUGACAUGGCUACAUUUUAUCAAAGAGCAGGAGUACCAUGCAUAGACAUGUGGUUUACUUACGAUUCGAAAAAAUGGGAUAUCCUUUCGUAUCCAGUAUACCACUCUGCAUAUGAAACAGUUUAUUUAUAUGAGAAGUUUAUUGAUCCAAAUUACGCAUACUCGAAAUCAAUGGCUGAAUUGUGGGGCAUCCUAGCAUGGUAAGAAUGAAAAUUAAAAAUUAAACUCU